Necator americanus (New World hookworm) is the source of this 3525-nucleotide messenger RNA. RefSeq lists its product as uncharacterized. The coding region runs from base 1 to 3525 and encodes 1174 amino acids. Lineage: Eukaryota; Metazoa; Nematoda; Chromadorea; Rhabditida; Ancylostomatidae. The transcript has 29 exons. The record is from RefSeq and is a predicted model, not a curated record. Gene Ontology annotation, biological process: integrin-mediated signaling pathway; cell-matrix adhesion; cell-cell adhesion. Gene Ontology annotation, molecular function: integrin binding. Gene Ontology annotation, cellular component: integrin complex; external side of plasma membrane.
AUGUCCUCGCUGCGACGACCGAGGCCUGUUGUCCCUCGUAUUGACCUCGCCGGCGUCGACAUUGUGCAAGCACCGCGUCGCGACACAAUUCCCCCGCCCGCGAGGCUUCGCACGACGUUAAUGUCACGACGACGUUCCACUUUGUUUCUUUCUUUUGCACUUUUCUGUAUUUUAUCUAUUUUUACCACCAUUCACGGUUUCAAUUUGGAUGUCUAUGCUCCGAUUUACAAGUACGGUCAGGAGAACACCUAUUUUGGAUUCACGGUGGCCGAGCAUUUCAAGGUCGACGAACCUGUGGUACUAGUGGGUGCCCCGCGAGCUGAAUCUGGUCAAGUGGGAACAAUUCAAGCAGGAGCGCUUUUUGCGUGUCCCAUAAAUACACGAUACACUGGGAACGGUUCCGAAUGGUGUGAGCAAGUUCGUUCAGAGUACGAAGAUGUGUCGUCUUAUGCGAAAUCUCCUGAUUUGACCCUUACGGGGCGUGAAGCCCAUUACCUCGGCAAAAAUAGAGAGCUUCUCGGCGCAUCCCUUGCUUCGCAAGGCACUCUAAGAGGAGGAGCAGUGGUAUGUGCACCUCUCAUGCGUUUUCACAAUACUAGUGCGUAUACUCAAGGUGCUUGCUACGAGCUAAAUUCGGACCUCUCGUUGGGUGGAACUUAUACAACGUGUUUACAAAAAAAUCUCCCUAAACUGGAUCGUCAUAAUGAAUAUGGAGCUUGCAUGGAAGGAUUUUCUGCAGCGUUUUCUGGAAACACAAUGGUGACGGGAUUGAUUGGUGCUAUGAAAUGGACUGGAGGUGUUUACGCGCGAAUGACUGAAGGAGGUAUCUUUGGAACGACGACAGAAAAAUACACCAUGGCGCCAGAAGAAGGUGGAGUGAGAACUAUGCUAGCUGCCCACGAUUAUCUCGGUUAUUCGGUUGAUGUUGGGCGAUUUGGAUUCUGGUACGAAAAAGGAGAAAAGACUACUAUAGUGUCUGGGGCUACUCGCUUUGGUCAGCACGGAGCAGUGAUUUUCUUGCCCUUUACUAAGGAUCGUGGGGACUUGCUCACAUUUACCGAGGACCGUUUUCUCAUUAAUGGCACGAUGAUGGGAUCUGCAUUCGGCUAUGCUGUUGAAGUUAUAGACCUGAACAACGACGGUUUCGAUGAUCUUGUUGUUGGUGCACCUUUCGAACAUCGCUCUGAUUCCGAAGGACGCUUCGGCGGAGUAGUCUACGUUUAUUAUUCUCAGGGAUUUGAACGGAAUAAGUUUGAAUCACAUAAAGUGUUCUAUCCUCCUGUUAUUUUGAAAGUACCUGGACCUUUCUCGCAAUUUGGCCUUUCAAUAAGCAAGUUGGGGAACGUGGAUGGCGAUAAAAAUGGCUUUAAUGACUUCGCUGUUGGUGCUCCUUUCGCCAAUGAAGGGGUAGGGGCAGUUUACAUAUUUCUUGGUGGCAAAUCAAGAAAUGAUUUACGGAAAACUCCUUCACAGGUCAUUGCUGGCUCGGAUUUGCCGAAUCUUCGCCGUCCGAUCAAAGCAUUCGGAUUUUCGUUGUCGGGCGGGUCAGAUCUGGACGGCAAUGGUUACCCAGAUCUUGCAGUAGGCGCAGUAACAGGCGGAGUGGUAACAAUUCUUCGCUCUCGCCCUGUGAUAAGCAUAACUGCACUUCACAAAACAAACAGCAAGUUCAUCGAUAUUGAAAAGGGGAAGAAUUGUCCUCAGGCCGCUAAGACUUGCUUUCCUCUUUAUUUGGAGAUAUCCGUCCAACAAGAUUCACUGAGAGGAGCCGACCUUGUCGACUUCAAUUCCAAUGUAUUCACAUGCAAUUUAGAGGUAAUUCCUAUCAAUCAAGGUGUGCCCUUACGCGCUCAAAUAGAUGCUUCUCUAUCAACGAAUCAUAGUUGGCCUUGCGGUCAGGGUGCUCACCGCAAACCUCAGAUAUAUACAAAAGUCAUCUACAUUCCCGAACAUGAUGACUCGGUAAAGGACUGGAUCAAUCCUCUCAAGUUUCGAUUCACUGUACAAAUUAAAAAUGAACGAAAGCCGCUUCACCCCAAGGAAGGUCAUCCCAUAGUCGAUUUGAGACAGUAUCCUAUAUUGAAUAAAUACGGUGCUAGUUACGAGUUUCAGGUUCCCUUCAAUACAAGAUGUGGGGAAGACCAAGUGUGUCAGACGGAUCUCAGACUUAAAGCUGUGUUUGUGGAUAUCCCAAAGACCGAUAAAGGUUACAUUUUGAACGUUGGCGAGAAAGAUUUUCUUGAUAUUACUUUUACUGUCGGAAACCAUAAGGAAAAAGCUUAUCAAGCCUCCCUCUAUCUCACCUACGAUCCAGAAGAACUUGAACUUCCCAUGGUUGUCGGAAAAACCAAACUCGGAUGGGAAACUGUCGGCAAAAACGUGGUUCUCAUUCAUCUAGGUAAUCCGAUGAAUUCUAAUACAAAGCACACCUUCGAUCUACGGUUUAAGUUAGUGAGAGGUCGAACUGAAGGCAUUGGUCGACCGCUUCAGUUCGCUGCAAUAGUUAAUUCAACUUCUUCGGAAGUCAAUGAACUGGAUAACGUAUGGAAUGCCGAAUUACAAAUAAUCAAGAAGGCAGAGCUGGAGUUGAUUGGAACUAGCGAUCCGCCGCUCAUUCGAUUUGGUGGUGAAGUCAAAGAUGAAUCUCAAAUGGAUCUGGAGGAAGACAUUGGUGUCAUGGUACGUCAUAACUACACACUUCAUAACAAAGGCCCGUGGACUGUUCGUAAUGUUGUUGCCAAGUUUGAUUGGCCAAAUCAAAUCCAAUCACAACAUGGAAAGCGAAAGUGGGCACUCUACCUCCUCGAUGUUCCUACUGUUACUAUGCACAACACGGAUGGGACUGUGGAAAUUCGAAGAUGUUUUGUUGAACGGAAACUUGAGCAUGUCAAUCCGCUGGACCAUAUAAAGCUGAACACGAAGUACACUACACAAGAAACACUGUCAGCAAGGCACACACAUAAUCGACGUGUUAAGAGAGAUGCACAUCCUUUGAAAUUUGGAGAAGCGGGAUUCUUAAAAUCUCGAGUCCAACCUCAUAAGCGCAAGGAAAACGGUGUUGAUGUCUCUGUUGUCACAAUUGGUUGUGCGGAAAGUACUGCGAAAUGUUUCUCGGUGACCUGCCACUUUGAUUUCCUUGAUGCCAAUUCAGCUCCUGUUAUUGACUUUCGAGCACGUUUAUGGAAUUCCACUUUCAUUGAGGAUUAUUCGGACGUUGAGUACGUUGAAAUUGCAUCCUUCGGAAGAAUAGAGCUUGAUACAAGCCAAGGGAUUGAAGAUGAUCCUGGUAAUAACGCAGUGAGUGCUAGAACUAUCGCUUAUCCGGACAGGCCAGCACUUGGAUCUCGUCCUAUCCCCUGGUGGGUAAUUCUAGUCAGUAUUUUCAUCGGUUUGCUGAUCUUCCUUAUCAUGGUGCUGGUACUGUGGCGCUGCGGUUUCUUUAAACGAAAGAAGUACGGCGAACCAAGUCUUUAUCGCGCCGAAUUGCAGCAUGAAAGAGAAUUGUGGAACCAAACUCAAAUGUAG